UUAAUAUGGCGACCUCGUGGCCGAGGCUCAAUGUUACAUCUCCGCACAGUUUGUAGCAGCAGCAGCAGCAGCUCUGUUUAUAUCGAGUGGGGUGUUAAUCCAACACACAUACGAUCUUAAAAUGUUUUCAGCUGUAGUUCGGAGCCGGACUCCGGUCUCUCUCGUGCUGUCUCCUCGGUUUGGUGUUGUGCUCGAGAGCGUGCGGGGCAGAAAGUCUCGCACUGACCCGAAAGCUAAGUCCAAAGCGGGCCGAAUCAAGACCCCGCCCCCGGUGGACCCUGUGGAGAUGGUGGUGCUGAAGGAGCGCUACACUGAGUACAACCUCAUCAUGCGGGCGCUGAGGUUGCAGUUUAAAGAGGAGAUGCUGAGAAAGCGAUAUGAAGAAGAGACUGGCUCUUUAGCAGAAGAAAGAGCCAAGCAGGAGGCUGAGGAACACAGAUCAUUAAUGGACUGGAAUGAUGCAGAAAACCUCAGAUUGCGAAAAAUCCGUGAGCUGCGUGUGCAGACAGAGACUGAGGCUUCUAAACAGAGGAGGGAAGAGGCAGCGAUUUUGCGUCAACAAGAGUUUGAGAAUUACAUAAAAGAAAAAGAGAGAGAAAUCCUGCAGUUACAGGAAGAGGCAAAGAACUUUAUUACACUGGAAAAUUUGGAUCAGCGGAUUGAAGAGGCAUUGGACAACCCCAAAAACUACAACUUUGCAAUAAAUAAGGAGGGACAAGUGGCCAGACGAACUGUGCAGCAAUAAACAGCAUUGAUCAAAACAUCAGGAUUAAAGAGACUGAAAAAUAUUGCAUGUCUUUCUACGAGUGCUGUCAAACCUAUAUGACUAUAUGUCCACUGUAAUUAUGUUUCCUAAGUAAAAGUUUGUGUUUCAGUUAUAAA
Molecule: messenger RNA, 882 nt
Organism: Clarias gariepinus (North African catfish)
Lineage: Eukaryota; Metazoa; Chordata; Actinopteri; Siluriformes; Clariidae
Gene: mrps26
Product: mitochondrial ribosomal protein S26
Exons: 4
Coding region: 122-745 (207 amino acids)
Cellular component (GO): mitochondrial small ribosomal subunit
Source: RefSeq, a predicted model, not a curated record